AUGCCACCCAAAACCGACAAUGCGCCGCUCGUGAUCACCACGGAGGAGGAGGAAAUCAUCAAACAGAGAAUCAUAGAACAAACUGCAACGCUGAAACCCGGACAAGAUUACCCGUUGAAGCGCCUGGUGAAGACUUUCUUCGCCCUGAUGAAGGCCUUAGACGCAGGCGCGGACGUCGACGAGGCCAAAGAGACGUUCUUGAUCGAGUUAGACACGUACGAGUUCAACAUGCUUCGUUACGGGACGGUGGUGGACGCGCAGCGAGUGCAGACGCUCGCGUACGACGACGAGGAGAUCGAGCUCGAGCAGACGACGAAGCGACUGAAGGGGCAGUGUAAGAAUUUACGAUCGGAGCUCGCGGCGAGCGAGCGCGAGCGGGCGUUUCGAGAGGCGAGGGACGAGGCGGCCAGCGCGUGCCGCGAGUAUCCGACGCGUGCGGAGAGCGAGGACGCGAACGCCCAGCUCGAGCGCGCCCUCGCCGAGGCAAAAAUCGUCUUGACGGGAUUGGAUGAGAAGGUUGCCGCGCGAAAGGCGAAGUACGCGCUCUUACUCGCCGUCGUGGACUCCUUGGACACGGAGUGA
Ostreococcus tauri is the source of this 582-nucleotide messenger RNA. Its product is annotated as THO complex subunit 7/Mft1. The coding region runs from base 1 to 582 and encodes 193 amino acids. The record is from RefSeq and is a predicted model, not a curated record. NCBI's taxonomy places the organism in Eukaryota, Viridiplantae, Chlorophyta, Mamiellophyceae, Mamiellales, Bathycoccaceae. The transcript has a single exon. Gene Ontology annotation, cellular component: THO complex part of transcription export complex. Gene Ontology annotation, biological process: mRNA processing.